Nannizzia gypsea CBS 118893 is the source of this 1788-nucleotide messenger RNA. RefSeq lists its product as hypothetical. The record is from RefSeq and is a predicted model, not a curated record. The transcript has 3 exons. Bases 1 to 1788 code for a protein of 595 amino acids. Lineage: Eukaryota; Fungi; Ascomycota; Eurotiomycetes; Onygenales; Arthrodermataceae. Gene Ontology annotation, biological process: protein localization to vacuole. Gene Ontology annotation, cellular component: vacuolar membrane.
AUGACCCUCCUUCAGUCCAGCCUCAUCUGGAUCGUGUAUGCGGUUGUUGUCGCGAUCUUGGUCGCGAUAGCUUCGGUGUUUGUCUAUAUUUACCAAGCUCCGAGAGAACGAUCGGGACUGGUAUCGGCAGUAUGCAUUCUCACUGUAUCAGCUUUGCUAGCUACCGUUUUACUCCUACCAGUGGACAUUGCCUUGAUAUCAUCUACCAACUCGCGCAAACUGGGCCAGCGGAAGGAUUGGGCGACUCCGGAUGCUGUCGACAGUAUCGUGCGAUCUCUCACGAUCGUCUAUUAUUCUCUUUACUCGUUUGAUACCAUCCUCUGCUUGCUCGUCAUUCCAUUUACGUACUUCUGGUAUGAGGAAUAUGAUGAGCUUGCUGAACGGCAGGACUGGAGUGCCUUCGGAAAGAGAUUCUGGGGUGCCUUUCGAUACACGAUUGCAUUUCUUGUAGUGACAAUCAUCCUAUUUCUGGUCGGGUUUUUCGUCCCGGCUGCUCGGAAUAAAGCCGGAGCAGGGCUUGAUCUUGACUAUUUUAAACAUCUGCUCACAGAGAAUAACGGCGAAAGAGCUUUGACAUUUGCUCUGGGUUUGCUGACGGUAAUUGGAAUCGUUGUUUACGUUCUUUAUACAUCAACCGGCCUUGCGCUCUUCCCUGUAUCGUUUAUCAAAACAGCGCCCUCUGUCUCUAGCCCUUCUCUAUACGCUACAACCGCUUCAAGGCUGGAGGAGAAUGUUGAACGCCAACGUCAGCUCGAAGGCCGAUGCGGAGGUAAUCUCGAUCAUUUAUCGUCAAAGGAGCGACGAGAGCUUGACUCGCUAGUUCGCGAGGAGCGCACUUUGAGACGUCGACAGCGCCUUGCAGAGUCUAAUGCAGGCGACGGAAGAGGAUUCCUAGUGAAAGCAUGGCACAAAAUAGGGGCCGUAUUCCGUCCCAUCAAGCUUCUCGGAGGGCUGCUCUUGCUCCUGCUUUCCAUCAUUAUCUGGGUCUCGAUGCUGCUUACAGGGAUCGACAAGGCGACGAAUUCUAUUUGCAAACACAACUGCGGUUACAUCCUAGCGAAGGUUAACGUGUUCAACCCUAUUAAUUGGGCCCUUCUUCAAUCUGCGAAAGUCUUCCCCAUCGACUACAUACUCUUCACAGUGUUGGUGUUACACUUUUUCAGCAGCUCAGUUGUUGGAGUUGCAACCGUCGGGAUUCGCUUCUUAUGGGUUAGAAUAUUCGGUAUACGGAAAGGGCAUACCACUCCUCAAGCUUUGCUGCUUGCCACAGUGAUGCUUGCUCUUAUUAUUUUAGCACUUAACUUCUCUAUAUCCAUGAUGGUGGCGCCUCAAUAUGCGACGUACGGUCCACAGACGUUCUGUGACAUUCCAUCCGAAUCGGGGGAACACGGUAUAACCUGCGAGCACCGGCCACAGGAUGUCAAGCCCUGUUCUGAACUGACGAAAAAUCACUCGGCCAAGGACGUGUGCACUCCGAGCGUUGUUAGCGUUUUCUUGAACCGAAUCACGCUUAAUUACCCAUUCUUCGGCAUGGUUAAUUUCUGGGCCCAGUUUGCUUUCCUAGGUAUUUCACUCAUUGUCUUUAUCACCACGCUCUUCCGGACUCCUCAACUUGAUGAGCAACAGCUGGACGAGGACGCGGAGGAAGCCGAAGAAGAGGGCCUGCUUGCCUCUACAGGUAGGAGAUUUGGUGCUACAUGGGAAGAUAUCAUGGGCCGGGCACCCAACCCACACCCUGCUGCUGCAGGUAGAGGUUCCCGCGAUAAUGCAUAUCAUGAUGACCACUAA